Marchantia polymorpha subsp. ruderalis is the source of this 612-nucleotide messenger RNA. The record is from the annotation of a GenBank genome assembly. Lineage: Eukaryota; Viridiplantae; Streptophyta; Marchantiopsida; Marchantiales; Marchantiaceae.
GAGUCUGUCCUCGAGGAGAUCCACCUCGAAAUCUGACAGUCGCCCAAUGAGGUCAAAUUUGUGCUCGGAAUCUGAGCUUCGAAAGCUUCGGGGCUCGGCCAGAGUCAGCGAUGCAAGACAUUCCCGUAUCGCGUGUGGACCUGCUCCCGAUUGGCAGCUUCUGGCUGUUCUGAAUUGCUGCUGCUGAUGUUUCAUGCCCACCUCGGUCGGUGGUAUGAGGAUCUGUCCCAGGGUCUGUCUACGGAAAGUGAAUGUCCUUGCAAGGAGAAUUCUACUCGAUCAUUUCACUGGGGCCGCACUCGAAGACAUCGUCAUGCUAGCGAAUGUCUCUCGAGAAUUCUCGGCUCUCACUCCAUGAGCCACGACAUCUUGCAGCAGCCGUGGUGGAACAAUUUACUCAUCCUGAAGAUUCACAGGACUCUUUCGAUGAUGCAUUUCAUCGACUACAUGCAGCAGCUUUCUCCACAGUGUGAAUUUUCGAGAUUGACCGUCAUGAGUAUGAAGACUCUGUCGAUGUACAAUUGAUGUAUACAUUGAUUUAUUUACGCUAAGAACGAACGCUUAUCUUGUCCUAGUUAAGUCUGCGGGUUGACAAUGGAUGCAGAACUGGAU